This is a messenger RNA of Jatropha curcas, 1829 nucleotides long. Its product is annotated as ACT-like superfamily protein. The record is from RefSeq and is a predicted model, not a curated record. NCBI's taxonomy places the organism in Eukaryota, Viridiplantae, Streptophyta, Magnoliopsida, Malpighiales, Euphorbiaceae.
AAAAUAGCAAAACACAGCUCUGUCUUUCUAAUAUAUUUGGGGAACUCAUAACCUUUCCAUCACUUUUGCCUAUUAAUUUUCCUUCAGCUCCUGAUUCCUCUUUUUAGCCAGUUUCUGGACAUUAUCAGGUUUUUUGUUAUGAGCUUGGCUUCUCCCACCAUGAUGAACAAAGUUUGCUGGCCUUACUUCGAUCCUGAUUUUGAUAAUCUCCCAGAGAGGAUAUACGGACCCACGUGUAGAGUGUGUAUUGACAAUGAAACCAUGGAAGAUUUCACAGUAGUAAAAGUUGAUAGUGUGAACAAGCAAGGUCUUCUCCUAGAAGUUGUGCAAGUCUUGACAGAAUUGAAUUUGAGCAUCUACAAGAGCUACAUUUCCUCAGAUGCUGGAUGGUUCAUGGAUGUUUUUCAUGUCAAAGACGAACACGGCAACAAACUAGACCAGAGUGUCAUUGACCAUAUCCAUCAGGCAAUAGGUACAACAAGAGAGACACAGAGUCCGGCGAAAGCAAAAACUUACGUGAAUGAUUUUUUCGAUAUCCAUGACCAUUCAAGCGAGCACACCGCCAUUGAAAUGAGUGGCGCCGACCGGCCAGGACUAUUCUCCGAGAUAUUGGCAGCUCUCGUUGAUCUUCACUGCAACAUUGUAGAAGCUCACGCUUGGAGCCAUAACGCUCGCCUUGCUUGCGUAGCCUAUAUUUCCGAUCAAUCCACCGAUAAUCGAAUAGAUGAUCCGCUCCGGCUAGCCACCAUCGAAGACCACCUAACCACUGUGAUCCGUGCCUCAGGGGCUCAUCCGAAUAACCAGGAAGUGAAAUCAGGUGGAAUUGUUGGAGUCGAAGUCACCAUGACUAAUGUAGAAAGGAGAUUACACCAACUACUGCUUUCACUUAGGGAUUUUGAUGGACCGCCGGACUCACCAACGUCAGGAUCCGGAUCAGUAUCGGAAAGUGAAGAAGAAUGGAGGAAAACGGUGGUUUCGAUAGAGAAUUGCGAGGAGAAAGGGUAUUCUAUAGUGAGUAUAGAAUGUAAAGAUAGGCCAAGGCUUAUGUUUGAUACGGUGUGCACGCUUACCGAUAUGCAAUAUGUGAUUUUUCAUGCUUCGAUUGGUUCUCGGGAUGAUUUUGCGUUUCAGGAAUAUUUUAUUCGACAUAUUGAUGGAUACGCAUUAAACACAGAGAGCGAAAAAGAACGAGUAAUAAAAUGCUUAGAAGCUGCUAUAGAGCGACGAGUUUGUGAGGGGUUGAAAUUAGAGUUAUGUGCAGAAAAUCGAGUGGGAUUGUUAUCUGAUAUAACAAGAGUGUUACGAGAGAACGGUCUGACUGUUGUUAGAGCAGACAUAGCAACGCAAGGAGAGAAAGCAGUGAACGCUUUCUAUGUGAAAGACAUGUCAGGCAAUGAAGUUGAUAAGGAAUUUAUCGAGUGUAUGAAGAAGGAAAUGGGUCUAAUAGACCUUGAGGUCAAAAAUGAUAUGAGAUCACCAACUUCUCGAGAAAGAUCUCCUUUUUCUAUUGGAGACAUGUUUAAAUCCCAAAUUGAACGUGUUUCUAAUAAUUUUGUUCCAAUUUAAGUGAAUCUUGUAAAUAUUUUUUCCAAGUAUUUAUAAUUUAGGAAGAUCGUAGAAUCGGUAAAAUAAAAUUUCUUAUAAUAGAUUAGGUUUGUAAAUAAAGUAUUUAGGAUUGUAAAUAAGAUCUUCACAUUUCAAAUGUUAAAGAAAGUGCCUUGUCUUCCGUUGUAAGGAGUUGUGCAGGUGCAAAUAGGUUGUAUAUGAAUUCUUUAUUUUAUUUUAGAUUGUAUAUAAAAAACUAUCACGUUGAAUUUGAUUGUUUCAAU